CGAAAACGACUUCCACUGUAACAAAAGCCUGCAGAAACAAACGCGUGUGCUGUGUCCAAGUAACUCCAAUUAAAUUAAUCCAAAUUAAUUAAAAUGAAUCGUGGCGAGGAAUCGUUGCGUCUGAUGCGCGAAUCGGGUGAAAUUAAAUGGUGUCCACGUGAAAAAUCACAAAUCGCCGAAUUUUACAAAGAAAAAAAUGUCCUGGUGACGGGCGCCACUGGAUUUUUGGGCAAACUUCUAGUGGAGAAACUGCUAAGGGCCUGCCCUGACUUGGGCACAAUCUACAUUCUGGUGAGACCGAAAAAAGGCGAAGACGAACACAGCAGAGUGGAUAAGCUGUAUAGCGACCCGAUUUUUGGACCUUUGACUAAACUUUUUCCCAAGUUUCAACACAAAAUCAGCAUUAUCAAGGGCGAUGUUUCGCUGCCUGACCUUGGGCUAAGCCCUUCAAGCAAAAGUCUAAUUUACGAAAAGAUCAAUGUCAUUUUCCACAUUGCGGCAACGGUGCGAUUUGACGAAAAAAUCACAGUCGCCACUGCAAUCAACGUUCGAGGCACACGUGAUUUAUUAAACAUGGCAAAAAAGUGCCAAAAUUUACAGUCAUUUGUCCACGUCAGUACAGCCUACGCCAACUGCGUCCAAGACGAAAUCGACGAAGUUUUCUACAAAAUGCCAAUUUCAGCGCACGACUUGAUCGAACUCGUCGAAACGAAACCAGAGGCCACUUUGAUCGAACAAACGAGCAGAAUUAUACAAAACUGGCCAAACACUUAUACUUUUACAAAGGGCGUAGCGGAAGACGCUGUCAAAAAUUUCGGAAAAGGGCUUCCGGUUUGCGUCGUGCGCCCAGCGAUUGUUAUUGCAACUUAUAAGGAGCCGUUACGUAGCUGGAUUGAUAAUUUGUACGGGGCGACUGGGAUCGUAGUAGGCGCCGGGACCGGCCUACUUAAAACUAUGCAUUGUGACAGGAGCAAAACAGCCGAAUUGGUCCCAGGCGACUAUGUGAUCAAUAACAUGAUCGCAGCGUCGUAUAAAACGGCAGUAGAAAAAAUAACGGAUAAAAUUCCGGUGUACAAUUACGUUUCAAGUGUUGAAAAUCACCACACUUGGAACGAUUUUAUGCAAAAGUGUCAAUUGUGGGGGGAGGAGGUGCCAACAAUCAGAUGUGUGUGGUACUACUGUUUGAUAUUGAACAAGUUCUACUGGGCUCAUUUUUUGCUUAGUAUUUUUUUGCACUUUUUGCCCGCCCUGAUCAUGGAUUUGGGGAUGGUGUUGUCAAGGCAACGGCCAAUAAUGGUGAAAAUUUACAAAAAAAUUACGAAAUUCGAAAGUGUCAUUUCGCAUUUCUCCACCAACGAGUGGAAGUUCCACAAUGAUAACACGCAAGCCCUUUGGAAUAGUCUGGGUGAAGAUGAUAGGGCUAUGUUUCCCUUUAGUGUGAAGGAGUUGGAUUGGGAUGAGUACCAUAAGACCCAUGCCUUGGGUUUGCGGCAAUAUUUGGUCAAAGAUGAUAUUUCAACGCUGCCACAAGCCAGAAUCAAGUGGAGGAGGUUUUAUGUGGCCAAUAAAGUCAUCAAAUAUCUUGUUCUGAGUGUGAUAUUUUACGUAAUUUAUUCGAUUUUUGUAAGAUUUUGUAAUUAUUGAGUGGGUUUUUAAUAAAAUAGUUUUUGUAA
Molecule: messenger RNA, 1673 nt
Organism: Tribolium castaneum (red flour beetle)
Lineage: Eukaryota; Metazoa; Arthropoda; Insecta; Coleoptera; Tenebrionidae
Product: fatty acyl-CoA reductase wat
Exons: 5
Coding region: 94-1644 (516 amino acids)
Biological process (GO): long-chain fatty-acyl-CoA metabolic process
Cellular component (GO): peroxisome
Molecular function (GO): alcohol-forming very long-chain fatty acyl-CoA reductase (NADP+) activity
Source: RefSeq, a predicted model, not a curated record